AGAAGCAUCCUGAUCCUGCAGCCAUGUUCUACAAGGCGCUCACCGUCUGCCUGCUGGGGCUUCUGGCUCUCUCCUCAGCUUGUUAUAUCCAGAACUGCCCCAUCGGGGGUAAGCGUGCCGUGCCGGACAUGGACAUCAGGAAGUGCCUGCCCUGCGGCCCCAGGAACAAGGGCCACUGCUUUGGCCCCAACAUCUGCUGCGGGGAGGAGCUGGGCUGCUACCUGGGCACCUCUGAAACCCUGCGGUGCCAGGAGGAGAACUUCCUGCCAACGCCCUGUGAGUCUGGGAGGAAAGCCUGCGGCGAGGAUGGGGCGAGCUGUGCAGCACCAGGAAUCUGCUGCAGCAGUGAGGGCUGUGUGCUUGACUCAUCUUGCAACCAAGAAAUGCUGUUUGCAUAGAGGGAAAAACCAGCAGGAUCUGCCAUCCCAUGGGCUGCACCAGCGCAGCACCCAGCACCAUGACUCAGACUGAAGUGAUGCUCCUAAUUAGAAAUAAAACUUGGACAGAAUUAAAAAAGUGUGUUUUUCUCCAUGUUUGCCUGGUUAGCUCUGGGAUCCUACUAAGACACGCAAGGCAGUGCUGUCCAGAUGUCCUCUGUGUGGUUUUCUUAUUUAGUCGUGCUAAAAACCAUCCAAGUGGCUUAGGAGACCUUAAAGUCCAUCCAGUUCCACUGGGUGGGCAGGCUGCACUCACCAGCUCAGGCUGCACAGUGUCCCACCCAACCCAGCUUGGAGCACCUCCAGUAAUGGGGCACCCACAGCUCUCUGGGCAGCAUUACAGGGCCUCACCACUCUCUAAGAAAAGAAUUUCCUCCCAGUACCUAACCCACAUUUCCCCUCUUUUAGUUUAAAGCCAUUCCCCCUUGUCCUAUCACUAUUACACCACGUAAAUUAAAAAUAAAAUAAAAAAAAUCA
Messenger RNA from Gallus gallus (chicken), 914 nucleotides. RefSeq names its product oxytocin/neurophysin I prepropeptide (gene OXT). The record is from RefSeq and is a predicted model, not a curated record. The transcript is spliced from 3 exons. NCBI's taxonomy places the organism in Eukaryota, Metazoa, Chordata, Aves, Galliformes, Phasianidae. Gene Ontology annotation, molecular function: neurohypophyseal hormone activity. Bases 24 to 398 code for a protein of 124 amino acids. Gene Ontology annotation, cellular component: secretory granule; extracellular region.